GACCGAAUGGAUGCUUCCUUCCACUUCCUUCCUGAAUGAACCCAAAUCUUCAAUCACCGAACCUACCCUACCACUGCCUACCACCGGUCGGCCCAGCUAAAUCUUGCAGCUCAUGAAGUGUUUCAGCGACAUUAAAGAUGAGUGUCCCAUUAGAAGAACUGAGAGCGAGGCGCCUCGCUCACAUAGAGGAACGUGAGCGUCGUGAGCGUGAGGAACGUGAGGAACAUGAGAGGAGGGAGGAUGAACUAUGUGAUGCCUUCCAAAAUGAAGCUUUGAUUGAAGAUUCCAGUUGUGCACCAGACGGAUUGCAGCAAAGCCCUGAUGGUUUGGAGCAGCAGCUUGGACCUGGAGUGCCUGCUGCAGUGCCUGCUGCAGUGCAUACUGAGUCUACUGGUGGUUUAGAGCUGGUGCCAGUAGUGCGCAAGGCUGGCAAUCAGUUUGACAUGGGCCACGCUAUCAGCUCACUCUUGUCCCAAGUUGGACAGCCCUCCAAUGGUAGGAAUAGUGAGCCAACAAUUAUUAUUUGCUUCAAUAACCAACCUGGUGUGGUUCAACAUCCUGGCAUGAUGCGAAGCGAGGCAACAAGACUGACACGGAGUCCCAGUCCUGAUGUAGUAAUUGUGGAGCCGCCUCAAGAUUCUAGAAGUGGUUCUUCAGCUGCAAUGUCUGCUCCACCUAAUCAACCCGACUCAUGGGAACCAACUCCAAGGUUCAGGAGUCCCAGUCCUGAUCUCUCAGUUGGUAGGGCAAGGAGCCCAAGUCCCUAUUCGGAAAGGAGGAGUGCCACACCUGAUUGUGUUGUUAGCAGGAGAAGAAGCCCAAGUCCAGAUCUCUUCGUUCCUAGGAGGAGACUGAGAAGUCCAAGUCCAGCUGCUACAAGGACAAGAGAAAGUGCAUCUGCAACCAGUAGCUCUAGAGGCCAUUCUUCCAGACUGCCAAGGGAGCCGAGUCCUGAACAAGACUUCUUCAGAAGGCCUACUAGAGGCCAAAGUCUUGCUUCUGCAUGGAGCAGAGAAGAUGCAUCUGCUGCUACGGGCAGUGGAGCUGGUCCUCGAUCAAGGCUGUCGCUGUCAUUAGAUCGCAGUCCUGGUUGCACAUUUCCAAAUAGUAGAGGAGAGACGAGCACUAGCUAUGAGAGUUCAGCUCUGACUACAAAUUCGAGGACCAGCCAUGAUUUCUCCUUUUUGAGGCCCACUGCAUUCAAUAGCACUACUUCUUCCUCUGAUGGUCAAACAGAACGCAGUCUCAGCCCACACUUUCAACAGCCGUCCACUUCACAAGCUUCCACUGAAAUACAAAUUGUGGCCUGCACAAAGGGUUUCUCUGACGAUGGUGCUUCAUCCAGCUUGGCAGACAUUGUAACUACUGAGCCUGGCCUCAAUCCAUCCCCACCAACACAACAAGUACCAGCUCAAAAGGGGAUACGGCUGGAGUGUUCUAUUUGCCUUGGUGUGGUUGUGGGAGUGUUUACAAGCACUCCAUGCGGUCAUGUUUUUCAUCUGAUUUGCAUCAAGAAAUGGUUCAAGUCUAACGGAAGUGCUGGAAGUAUUUUUCGGUGCUGCCCUUUGUGCAAGAAGAAGUUUACUCCGUCCGCUUUAGGAAACUUGAAAUUGUAGUGAAGCAAGUAGUAAUUCUCAACCCCAUCUAUUUGAUUUUUAUUGUACACCUGUUUUUAUCCUGUUUCAAUUAAUGUAUACACCUUUACAGCAUAUUUCUUCUUAGCUUCUUACUCUUAAGUUGUUAGUACAGAGCAUUUUACUUUCUUGACUGUUGAUUCUCCUUAUUUGCGAAGUCAAAACUUAUUUAAUGAUCAUGUUGAUUUACCGUACAUUACCUGUUGCACUAUGAGUCAACUGGUUUGUUAAUUACAAUGAUUUUCUUGUUGCACUUUCACACUUGCAUUGUAACUGUCUUCAUAGCUAUUAUGUACGUCCUGUUCAGCACAAUUUCUUUUAAUUAAGCUUGUAUUGCAUCACUUGAACAAUCAUUGCUGCAGCUUACUAAUAUAUCACUUUGAGAUUCA
This is a messenger RNA of Thrips palmi, 2023 nucleotides long. RefSeq names its product serine/arginine repetitive matrix protein 1-like. The coding region runs from base 138 to 1616 and encodes 492 amino acids. The transcript is spliced from 4 exons. Gene Ontology annotation, molecular function: ubiquitin protein ligase activity. Lineage: Eukaryota; Metazoa; Arthropoda; Insecta; Thysanoptera; Thripidae. Gene Ontology annotation, biological process: interstrand cross-link repair; protein ubiquitination. Gene Ontology annotation, cellular component: nucleus. The record is from RefSeq and is a predicted model, not a curated record.